GUAACACAUUGCAUCCGGAGUCCAGGUCCGGUGCGGGUACGGAUUCGGGAUCCACCACCGACACGAAUAAUGAUAAUCAUUAUACUAAUAAUGUAACUAAUAAUACCGGUAAAGCUGAGGCCUCGGGGGUAGCGGACAAUACAAUCGGGACACUCAGGUAUACAGACAACACAAAUGGCACUCAUGAUAGAUAUACAGACUUUGCACAGAAUGACACUCGUGCACAGACAGCACAACCGGAGUCACCGGAUGCUCCAGAGCCAACGCAACCACCAAACACACAACCCGUUGUACGGGGAAGUGCAGAGUUACAGACUUACACGCACACACAGCCUCAUGAAAUCGCACACACAGGUGCCCAGGCACACACACACACGGAUACUCACGCAUACAGUCGAAGGCAUCGGAGCGAACGCAAGGCGAGGAGGCGGACGGGCAGAAGCACACACAGCAAACAGCGCACCGACACAGACACGCACAAACAGUUGCGUGAGGGGCCAGGGGGCUCGGAUGGGUUAGAAAAUGGACAAAAGGGGUAUGGUGGCAGAGGCGUACAAGCUGUGGCUGAGUUAAGAAGUGACCCCCCACACACACGCACACAGGAGGAUGCACGUCCAAACACUUUCACACAUGCGAAUUUGAAUGUACCGACAAGAGCCGAUGUGCGCGGAGACAACCUGUACAUUGCAACCCUAUACAACCCUACGGCGACCAGACAUGCGCAUGCAGAUACUGGACAGACUGAGCGCUACCAUAGCGCUAGUGAGGAGGGACACUCCAGUCCACUGUCCCUAUCGUCGAUAGAAUUGCCCAGUCCUGUCGAGAGAGUGAGACUGGUCGACCGGGAAAACAGGGACCGAAAUAUCAGAAAUCGGGACGGCCUUAAUCGGAACGACCUCGGCUACGCCGAUGGUCGUCAGCAGGCUACGAAUGUGUUGGAUGCGGGACAGGACCUUGAGGGUGCCAGAUCUACUAUUACUAGACCAAGUAAUGAUCGACACACUCCUACUAGAACACGUGGUACACGGAUGCUCGCGGAUUCGCCUGGCGGAAGCGAUAUAUUCAGCAGCGGCUUUAGCACAAGUGCGCCGACCUCCAGGAGUGACUACGACAACAUGCCAGAACACCUGUCGCGCACGCUUCGAGCGAACGUACAAUACCUAAACGAUGGUGAGGAGCUGUACUGUUUAUGGAUGUGUAGAGGUGUUUAUACGCAGGUACUGAGUACGGAUAGACAAUUGCGCAUAUGGCUGCGAGAUCUAUAG
Sphaeroforma arctica JP610 is the source of this 1265-nucleotide messenger RNA. RefSeq lists its product as hypothetical. The transcript has a single exon. The record is from RefSeq and is a predicted model, not a curated record. The annotation marks the transcript as partial. NCBI's taxonomy places the organism in Eukaryota, Ichthyosporea, Ichthyophonida.